Lotus japonicus is the source of this 1809-nucleotide messenger RNA. Its product is annotated as probable pectinesterase/pectinesterase inhibitor 12. The record is from RefSeq and is a predicted model, not a curated record. The transcript has 2 exons. Lineage: Eukaryota; Viridiplantae; Streptophyta; Magnoliopsida; Fabales; Fabaceae. Gene Ontology annotation, molecular function: pectinesterase inhibitor activity; pectinesterase activity. Bases 122 to 1687 code for a protein of 521 amino acids. Gene Ontology annotation, biological process: cell wall modification.
GUUUUAGAUUCUAAUCAAUGUUCACUAGGUAUAUUAUUUAGAGGAGUUAAAUACUGAAAUUCUUCAACUUGUGAAUACAUUUUAACAUUUUUUUUUCUCUUCUUAGUUUUCAUGAAAUUUCAUGGCUACUUCAUCUCCUAAACUCUUCCUACUCCUCCUCUUAGCAAUCUCCUGCUACUCCUCCAAUGCAUCCACAAAAACAUUUCAUGCAAAUCUCUCUUCCUUAAAAUCUUUGUGCAAAACUACUCCAUACCCUGAUGCUUGCUUCAAUUCAUCCAAGCUUUCCAUCUCCAUAAACAUCAAUCCAAACAUCCUCAACACCCUUCUUCAGUCCCUCCAAGCAGCAAUAUCAGAAACCACAAAGCUAUCUGAACUUUUCAACAAUGCAGGAGAACACUCAGACAUCAAAGAGAACAAAAGAGGAACAAUCCAAGACUGCAGGGAACUCCAUCAAUCCACCUUGGCUUCCUUAAAAAAAUCAUUAUCUGGGAUCCAUUCCAAGAACUCAAGGAAGCUAAUUGAUUCAAGAACCUACCUCAGUGCAGCACUCACCAACAAGAACACAUGUCUAGAAAGUUUGGACUCUGCUUCUGGUACCCUGAAGCCAGUGCUUGUGAAUUCUGUGAUCAACACUUAUAAACAUGUCAGUAACUCUCUUUCAAUGAUUCCUAAGCCUGAGAAAAGUGCUCCAACAUCAACAUGGUUUCCAACCAAAAAAGACCUUGAAAUCAGUGAUGAAGUGCCUAUGCUGGUUGUGGCUGCAGAUGGAACAGGGAACUUUAGCACCAUAAGUGAAGCCAUUGAUUUUGCUCCAAAUAACAGCUUUUAUAGGACAAUAAUCUAUGUGAAAGAAGGGGUGUAUGAGGAAAAUGUGGAGAUCCCUACUUAUAAGACCAAUAUUGUUCUGCUUGGUGAUGGAAGGGAUGUCACUGCCAUUACUGGCAAUAGAAGUGUUGUUGAUGGCUGGACCACUUUCAGAUCUGCAACUUUAGCUGUCUCAGGGGAGGGAUUUCUAGCACGUGACAUAGCUUUUGAGAACACGGCAGGGCCAGAGAAGCAUCAAGCAGUUGCACUGAGAGUGAAUGCAGACUUAACUGCUUUCUACAGAUGCACCAUGCUUGGUUACCAAGACACUCUUUAUGUUCACUCCUUCAGGCAAUUCUAUAGAGAGUGUGACAUUUUUGGGACCAUAGAUUUCAUAUUUGGCAAUGCAGCAGUGGUGUUACAAGCAUGUAACAUUGUGUCUAGAAUGCCACUACCUGGCCAAUUCACUGUCAUUACAGCACAAUCAAGAGAUUCCCUUGAUGAGGACACAGGAAUCUCAAUCCAAAACUGCUCAAUUUUAGCUACGGAUGAUUUGUUUUCAAACUCUAGGAGCUUCAAGAGCUACCUAGGGAGACCAUGGAGGGUGUAUUCUCGUACUGUGUUUCUUGAGUCUUACAUUGAUGAGUUCAUUGACCCUACAGGGUGGACUAAGUGGUCUGAUUCUGAUGAUGAAGAAUUGGACUCUUUGUACUAUGGAGAGUAUGAGAAUUAUGGGCCUGGGGCAGGGACUGAGAACAGAGUGAAUUGGGCUGGGUACCAUUUAAUGGAUUACAAUGAUGCCUAUAACUUCACUGUUUCAGAGUUCAUUAUUGGGGAUGAGUGGCUUGGUUCUACUUCCUUCCCUUAUGAUGAAGGGAUUUGAUUAAAAAAGAGACAAAGUGAAUAGAUUUAACUUGUUCCUCUCAGUCCUCCUUAACAAUGUAAAAUUAACAACAAAAAUUGCAUGGCUGAUUUUAAUGUUUUAGUUGAGGUCCCUAUUAGUCA